CUACACGUUCCAUUAUUUUUGUUGUCAGAUAAAUAAGUAAGAAAUAUUCUUAGUCGUGUUUGGUAAAUAAUACAAUCGAAAUUUGCGGUUCACAAAAUGACUACCCAAUUUUACUAUCCGAAUAAAGAACUGCAGGAUGAAUUGUCGUGCAUUGCGAAGGCGCUUGUAGCUCCUGGAAAGGGUAUUAUUGCCGCCGAUGAAUCGAAUGCGACAAUGGGCAAACGCUUUCAAGCCAUUGGCUUGGAAAAUACCGAAGAGAAUCGUCGCCUCUAUCGCCAACUGCUGAUUACCACUGAUCCAAAGAUAUCUGAGAACAUAUCGGGAUUCAUUAUGUUCCACGAGACACUCUACCAGAAGACCGAUGCAGGUGUUCCAUUCGCUGAAGUGCUGCGCAAAAAGGGAAUCAUUCCUGGUAUCAAGGUGGACAAGAACUCGGUGCCUUUGUUCUGCUCGAUGGAUGAGUUCACCACACAGGGCUUGGAUGAUCUGCAUCUCCGCUGUGCCCAAUACAAAAAGGAUGGCUGUGACUUUGCCAAGUGGCGCUGUGUGCAUAAAAUUGAUAAGACUACGCCCUCCUAUCAAGCCAUCAUGGAGAAUGCCAAUGUGUUGGCAAGAUAUGCGGCCAUCUGUCAGUCGCAGCAUCUGGUUCCCAUUAUCGAGAGUGAGGUGCUUAUGAUCGGUGAUCAUGAUCUCGAUCGCUGUCAGAAGGUUACCGAAGCCGUAUUGGCUGCCAUCUAUAAGGCGUUAAGCGAUCACCAUGUCUACUUGGAGGGCACUCUUCUCAGACCCAACAUGGUAACCCCCGGCCAGAGUAGUCACAAGAACAACACACCCGCUGACAUUGGCAUGAGCACCAUAUUGGCACUUCGUCGCACUGUUCCACCUGCUGUUCCAGGUAUUAUGUUCCUGUCUGGUGGUCAGGCUGAGGAGGAAUCCUCUGUCAACCUCAAUGCCGCCAAUAACGUGCCACUUUGCAAACCUUGGGCCUUAACUUUUGCAUUUGGCCGAGCUAUGCAGGCAUCUGCAUUGCGCUCCUGGGGCGGCAAGAAGGACAACGUGCAAACAGCUCAAAGCGAGCUUAUUAAACGUGCCAAGGCUCACAGUUUGGCCAGCAUUGGCAAAUAUGUGCCUGGGUCUAUUGAAAGCUCGGCUGGCGCUGAAAAAUUGGUAAUUGAUUCAUAUGAAGUCUAAGCAACUUACCAACUUGAGUUUAAGCUAACAAUAUGCAAGUACGAGCAACAAUCAGUCAGAAAGUGUGCAAGUCAAUAAUUAAAAACGGCAUUUCAACGAGCUCGUUUGCCCAAUUGCUCCACUGUGGCAUCAAUAUCUGACACUUGGCCACAAGCCGCAUGUUCAAUGUUCAAUGUUCAAUGUUCGAUGCUCGAUGCAACAGCUCGGAAUAUGGUUAACAAGCAUGCAAAAGAGCAAAGAGCUGUGGCAGCAACAGGCCCAACACGACUUCGGUUAACUGCAAAGUGUCGCAUUAAUCCAUGGAGAUUACCAGACGGCCACAUGGCCAAUACUCCAAUACUCCACUUCAGUUGAACAGCAGGCCAACACUGCCAUGCAGCUUAAUUAACGCAAACGCAUGCCAAAAGCCAAGCCAAUGGCUGUGAAGCAUGUUAAGCAUGUGGCCAAGUGCUCGACUUAAUCAGACGAAGCUUCAGUUCAGGUAGCGACGACUCUGGCGACUCUGGCAACACUGGCAACACUGGCGUCAGUGUCAUGUUGCUGGCAAAUUAGUCAGACCCAUAGCCAAUUGCCCCCGCUCCUCCGCAUGUGGGCCGAGAGACGAGAGAGAGGCUAGCAAUAAUUAAAAUUAAAGCACUGACUAAGUUAUGGCUGCUCUCCCCGCUCGCUGAGUCGCCACAAUAAUGCAACAGACACGCACAAUUUUAUUCACACUCUGCAGAAGCAAAGGCUUUCAUUGAUUUCUCUACUCAAUACGGUAAGCUUAAGACUCGAGUUGAAACAUUACAAUGCCCGACUUGACAAUUAACUGCAACGCACAAAAGUGAUUCGACAUUUGGAAAUACUACAAUUUAUUCGAAAUAAAAUUUGAAGUUGCUAAGUUUGUGGUUGUGAAA
This is a messenger RNA of Drosophila innubila, 2087 nucleotides long. RefSeq names its product fructose-bisphosphate aldolase. Gene Ontology annotation, molecular function: fructose-bisphosphate aldolase activity. NCBI's taxonomy places the organism in Eukaryota, Metazoa, Arthropoda, Insecta, Diptera, Drosophilidae. The record is from RefSeq and is a predicted model, not a curated record. Gene Ontology annotation, cellular component: cytosol. Gene Ontology annotation, biological process: glycolytic process; fructose 1,6-bisphosphate metabolic process. The coding region runs from base 97 to 1191 and encodes 364 amino acids. The transcript has 3 exons.